AUGCCAAAGACAACUGACCAAAGUUUUUGGCAAUCACCUGCAUUCUCUCUAAAAAGCCGAAUCGAUUUUCCAAAUUAUGUUUCAAGCCCCGGACCGGUGUACAAAGUGGACCAGACAACACGGCAUGGCCAAUUCACGAAUACCAAGGUCAAGAUUGGAUUGAUACUCGACAAAAAUGACUACGGACAGAGUCCGGGACCCGCUGCCUACCUACCGUGCUUUCCAAAUUUGAAACGGGCACCUACUCCAAAGUUGUUAUUACCCGUAACCGCCCAAACAGACGGGGAGAGAAACAUUGGUCCAUCACCCAAUACGUACUCGUUGCGCGGCGAAUAUCAAUCAUCGAUCAAGAGUAGGCGAAAAGGAUACACAAUGUAA
Rhopalosiphum maidis (corn leaf aphid) is the source of this 378-nucleotide messenger RNA. RefSeq lists its product as uncharacterized. NCBI's taxonomy places the organism in Eukaryota, Metazoa, Arthropoda, Insecta, Hemiptera, Aphididae. The coding region runs from base 1 to 378 and encodes 125 amino acids. The record is from RefSeq and is a predicted model, not a curated record. The transcript is spliced from 2 exons.